This is a messenger RNA of Haliotis rubra (blacklip abalone), 1219 nucleotides long. RefSeq lists its product as uncharacterized. The coding region runs from base 42 to 722 and encodes 226 amino acids. The transcript has 4 exons. Lineage: Eukaryota; Metazoa; Mollusca; Gastropoda; Lepetellida; Haliotidae. The record is from RefSeq and is a predicted model, not a curated record.
GUUGUCGUGCCGCUAGAGUCGUGUAGUUGAGGACGCCGACGAUGACGCGAAUGCAUGCACCUGUCGCUCUUCUCUUCAGCAGCGUCUGGUUGAUAACUUUUGGAGUAUUGCAAUGUUCUGCAGGGAGGACCUACGUAUACAAGCCCCGAGAGGUGAACUUCAAGCAGGCCCAGGAACAGUGUAAGGAGUAUGGGAUGGUGGUGGCCAUUGCUGACACAGUCGAGGACAUAGAGGCUAUGAACUCAUAUCUGGAGCCACUUGGGUCAGUGGAAGCGUGGCUAGGUAUGGUGUACACGGGGAACGGCAAGCAGUUUAGCUGGGUCAACGGCGAAUCUGUGACUGCUCACCGAUGGGAUGUGACGGCGGAUGAUGAGCCAGACAAUCUGGCCACACAGAAAUGCGCGGUGUGGCGACGGCGGGACAAUCAGUGGGAUUCGAGGGAGUGUGAUAAUGUCUAUCACCUCCUGUGCAGUACAGGUGACCAUAGCUUCCUCUACACCACAUACAGUCUCUACCUGAAGGACAGCAUGUUUGAUCAGCAAGCGGCAGCAACAGUGACGUCAAACACCAAUAUCGAGUGCGCCGUGUCGUGCCAGACUCUCGACCACUGCGUCUACUUCAGUCACCAGAGGGCGCUACAUCAGUGUCUUCUGUACACGUCUACCUCUACGCCCAGUGCCACGAGGGCAACGGAAGGACAACAGAUCUGGAUAAGUGACUAAAAUGUGCCCGGCAACAUCGUGCACAGCACUGGUUCCUUCACGACGACUGUGGUGUGCCAGGACAGGGCAUCGAAGAACAUCUGGUGGUAGGACAUAAAGUUCUCUGGAGUAAUCAAGCACAAAUGUUUAUCAAAGACUGUUAAUCGACAUUUAACCUACAAACUGAUUGUUAUAACAUAUUCGUACUCCCUAAUCCCUCAUUCCGGUAACGUGUUUGGUGAUUGGAUCGUUUAAAGCCUCUCAUGAUAUCCAGCCAUAUGGCGGGUUUUAUUAAAAAAUGAAAUAAAUAAUCUGGACCAGGAAAUACAUUGGUCGAGCAUUGAUGAGCAUUUGGGAUAGGACGAUGUGCAUCAAACAAAUGUGACCACUCCACCAUUGCACUUAGUUUACCGUAAGGACAUAUUGUAUGUAUUUUAUAUGACCUUGUCCUCACGAUAACCAUGUUACUGUGACCUUGUUCUCAGUCAGUUAUCCACAAACCUGUCUUGUAAAUGAUU